This is a messenger RNA of Rotaria socialis, 2454 nucleotides long. Lineage: Eukaryota; Metazoa; Rotifera; Eurotatoria; Philodinida; Philodinidae. The record is from the annotation of a GenBank genome assembly.
AUGGAUGACUUUCAAAAAUCAUAUACAGUAAAGAAUCGUGAUCAAAGUAUUACAUUUAAUGAUAUUUCAUCGGGAAAAAUUGAUGAAAAUUACAGUGGACAUUCAGCAGAAGAAUUUGUGAAAUACUUUUCAAUUGAUGAUGAUGAUAUUGUUCGAUUAGAUCAAUCGCAAAUAAUUCGAUAUGAGGUGAAAUCUGUUAUGAAUCAUGUUAUAGAUAAUAUUCUCAAUCAAGAAAAAUGUCAAAGUCAGAUUAAGAAUCCGUCAAAUAAACGUUCAUUGGAAUUAAAUAAUGAGGAAUAUCGGUUGAAUAAAAAAGUUAGAUUUAAUAUUCCAAAUGAAGAACAACCAACAUUAACGAAUAUAUUUGUCUCUGAAACAAUUGAUUCAAACAAUCGACUGAAACCUUAUACAAAGUUUUUGUAUAAUCUUGGUUUUGAUCUUUGUUUACAAGAAAAUCCAAAUGAAAACACUAAUCUAUCAGAAACUCAAAAACAAAUAUUAAUCAAGCAUAAUGAAGUCUUCUAUAGAAAUCAAGUUUAUUCAUGUAAAUAUUGCUCAUUUAAAACUAAUACAGUUCAUGUUAUGGAUCACCAUUAUCGUACACCACAUACUUUAUCGAAUUCUAAUGAUCAUAAUAAGAAAUAUCGUUGUAUAUAUUGUUCAUUUAAAACAUUUCGUUUGCCUGAACUUCGUCGUCACGUGGAAAGAAAACAUGGUCAUGUUUUAGUAGCUGAACUUUCUUUACGUCGCUAUCUAUGCAGUUAUUGUUCAUAUGAGACAGAUGAUAAAAAUCAUUUUACAAAGCACAACAGUCGUUGUCAAAUUGAACAAGAACGAGUUCGUAUUGCAAAUAAUUUACUUCAACCAUUAGAUUUUUCGAAAACAAACAAUCAUAGACAACUAAACACAAUGACAACAAAAUCUACCGAAAAAAACAAAAAGAAACAAACAACAAAAUCACAUUCAUCAACAUCGUUUUCAAAUGAUACAAAAACUUUAUAUAAUCAAGAAAUCAAUGACCUAAUUAUUAUUGAAUCUGAUCAUGAUACAUCACCAUUCUCGCGAUCAUCAUCAUCUGAUGAAGAUUUUAUUGUCUCAUCUGAUGAAGUAGGCUCAUCCGAUGAUCAUAAUGACGAUGUUCAUGAUCAUGAGUUUCAAACUUCUACAUUUCGUUCUAAAAAAGUAAACAAAUCAACAUUAAACUCUACGACAUCGUCGAUGUCCCAAUCGUUUUCAAUGAAUUCAACGGCGGCAACAAAUUUCUCAUCGUUAUCAAAGUUAUUACUAUUAAAUGGAACACCUAUGUCUUCACUUGCGUCAUCAUCAAUAAAUCCAACUAAAACUUUGCUUAUGCCUAUACAACCAAAACAAACAACUGGCAAUGAUAUGUACCAAAUGUGCAAUAUUUGUCGAUGCUAUAUCUGUAAACGAGAUUAUAUGACACACAUGAAAGAAAAACAUAGUAAUCAGACUACUCAACCAGAAACACUAAAUUCAGCUCUUUUAACUAAUCUAAAUAAUACAGCAAAUAAUUUAAAUACAUCAACUACUUGUCCAUCGCCAGCUUUGGUGGUAACAAAAGUUAUUCCACAGACGCCAUCAAAAAUUUUUCUCCUAUCAACAUCAACAAUAAAUCUUCAAUCGAUCAGACUAGAUAUGAUUAAAUGUCCGUGGUGUGAUACUAAUUUUGAACAUAUUGACAUUAUGACUGGACAUUUAAUGAGGUAUCAUCGUAUGACAUUAGCUGUUGCUCAAGUAGUCGUAGCUGAACAAAUGAAAAUUCAAAGUACAUCGUCUAGCCAAUUAUCACAAAUGUUUAAACAAGAAAUAGAGCAAAUCCAAAGACAAUUUACUGAUAAAAUUUAUUGGAAAAUUUCUCAACCAAAAGUAUAUCUACAUCAAUUAGACAAUUUAUCAUGCUUUGCUUGCAAGAAAAAUGUCGAUGAUAUUGAAAAUCAUUUUAUUUCAUGUCAUCAAAUACAAUUAGUAACCAUGAAUACAAUGAAACAAUGUUGUCUAUGCGGAUUGCAUUGUAAUAAAAAAACUUUUAGUCUAUUUGAACAUCAAUUACGCAUUCACUCAGGUGUUUGUUAUUCAUCCAUACUUAAGCAAUUUAUCCGUUUCGAUCCACCACCUCCACCAACACCAAGAACAAUACUAUCUAAAAGUAACAGUCAAUCCAUAUCGCCAUCAUCGAAUAGACUAACAUUAACAACCUGUACAGAAAAAAAAUUUGGGUGUCGAAAAUGUGAUACAAGUAGUCAUUUAUUUACUUUCGAAGAACUUGUUGAACAUUUACGUUCAAAUCAUAAACUUAUUGUUAAAUUACAUCGUCGUUGUAUUAUAUGUCAACAAACAUAUCUUAAAGGAAAAGAAUACAAUCAACAUUGUUUAGAACAUUUGAAUGAUGAAAAUCCAUCAAUAGAAAUAAAAAGACAAUAUGUUAAAAAAUAA